This is a messenger RNA of Plutella xylostella (diamondback moth), 994 nucleotides long. RefSeq names its product trypsin, alkaline B-like. Gene Ontology annotation, molecular function: serine-type endopeptidase activity. The record is from RefSeq and is a predicted model, not a curated record. NCBI's taxonomy places the organism in Eukaryota, Metazoa, Arthropoda, Insecta, Lepidoptera, Plutellidae. Gene Ontology annotation, biological process: proteolysis.
AUUGAACAUAGUUCCUAACAAGGAUUAUCUAUCUAUUAGAAGAUUAAGAAGGAUUAGUGAAAAAUAUGGCGCUUAUCUAAGUAUAAAAGAAAAUGAAAGAUAAAUAAAACACUUCUGUAGAGUCAACAAUGAUUAGCUGGGCUGUACUUCUUUUAGGCGCCGCUGCCGCAUCAGCAGCGGUCCCCAAGACCAACCGAAUCGUCGGUGGACAGAUCACUUCCAUCGAGGAGCAUCCUUCCAUCGUGCAGCUGGACUACCUUGGUCAGCUCAGUGGAACUUGGGCCCAAAUUUGCGGGGGAACCAUCCUGAACCAAGACUUUGUUGUCAGUGCCGCUCAUUGCACAGACAACAACGGUGCUGCCAACCACCGAGUUCGUGCCGGCUCCGCCAUCCGCAACAGUGGAGGUCAGCUCGUCUACGUCUCUUACUACCGGAACCACCCCGACUACGGCAAGAAAGAAGACUUUGACUGUGACAUCACCUUGAUCAGACUGGCUAAGAGACUGACCUUCGGUGCUUCGGUUCAGCCAGCUCCUAUCAAUGCUGCGGGGUCUGAGAUACCUGACGGAACCGCCGUCGUCCACGCUGGAUGGGGUGACAUGGAGCAAGGUGCAAUGACUCCAUCGCUAUAUCUGCGUGACGUGACUGUGUACACCAUCAACCAUGCCGAAUGCGUUUAUCGCUACGAAGACUACGAGACCCAUGUGACUGACAACAUGAUUUGUGUUGGCAUCCUGGAUGUUGGAGGCAAGGAAACGUGUCAAGGAGAUUCUGGAGGCCCUCUGUACCUGAACGGUAUCCUUGUGGGUAUUGUGUCGUGGGCCAGUGGCUGUGCUGACCCGUAUUACCCAGGGGUCAAAACUAAGGUGUCUGCUUUCACCAAUUGGAUCCUAGAAAAUGCGAAGUAGAUGUGGUGGUGGCAUCCUGUUUCAACUAGAAUGCAAGCCAAACUGAAUAUGCCACAGUCAAGCAUGAUUAAAUGAUUCAUUUUUUA